Molecule: messenger RNA, 1647 nt
Organism: Hemiscyllium ocellatum (epaulette shark)
Lineage: Eukaryota; Metazoa; Chordata; Chondrichthyes; Orectolobiformes; Hemiscylliidae
Exons: 3
Coding region: 110-1426 (438 amino acids)
Source: RefSeq, a predicted model, not a curated record
GGUAGGGGGAGGAGAGGGGAGAUGUGGAAACUGGUGAACUCCAGAUUGAGGUCCCGAGGCGGAAGAUAAGGCAUUCCUCCUCCAGGCAUCGUGUGUUUAGGGUCUGGCGAUGGAGGACCCGACGCCUGAGGAAGAACGCCUCGGAACCCUCCAACCCCGCGGGAUCAAUGUGUAUUUCACCAGUUUCCACACUCCCCUCCCCCCACAUCUUGGUACCGCCCUCAUGACCUGUCCCACCUGUCAGCUCCGCCCUCCUCUCCGACCUAUCACCUUUACCCCCACCUCCGUCUACCUAUCGCACUCUCAGCUACCUUCCCAGCUCCAUCCCCACCCCCACCCACUCCCAUUUAUCUCCCAGCCCACAGGCCUCAUUCCUGAUGAAGGGCCUAUCCCCGAAAGGUCGAUUCACCUGCUCGUGCGACCCUGCACCCGUAUCGGGGAGGCGGGGCUUGGCGGGCAGACGGCAACAGGGAGCAUCUUCAAAAAGUCUAGGACCCAUACGGUUAAGAAGGCAAAUGAGACACGUACAGUGCCAAUUCCAGGUCACUUCAAAUACACCUCAGUGAAUCUGCAGUGUGUCCACUAUGGACAGCCACGCAUUCGAUCCACUGGGGUGAGACCAAAACAGAGGUAUCUUGCGAUGGGUUGUGAAGCCUGCAUCACAAUUCAUCUUGACCCGAACAAGAACCGGUUGUGUGUCACUGCCUACCAUCUCAUACACUCUGGCCACAUCCUGGAUCCAGAUCUUUUACGGCAUCUUGGCCUGUCUUUGGAACGACUGGCUCCUGACUGUCGCCAGCGCAGAACAUGGCAACCCAUGGCAGAUGCUGUAUCAGUUGUACAGCAGCAACCCUACCCUCUCACCACUGAAGAGAAACACAGUUUACUGAUCACCAGAUGGAAACAGCUGUCACGUACAAUGCUGCAGAGUGACACAAAGCGUUUCCAUAGGCAACUAGACUGGCUGGAUCGGCAAAUUCAACACUGGCAGCAAGAGAUGGAAGACGGUAUAGAAUGUUUUAAUGAGAAUUACGGGCCCAGUGAUGUGCCACUCAAUUGGCAAGAUACACCUCGGGAAAUUGUGGAGCAUUCAUAUGCCCGUCUGCAUCCAUCUCCAGAUCCUGCAGCUGUUUCUCAGCUAGGGACAUUUACCUCAGGGGUCAGUAAAAGUAGCAUUGCCACACAAACAUAUGCCGCCACAUGGAGUCCCUCCCAUGAGACAGCCAUUCAGGCACUGCUGAAGCUUCGUGAUUGUCAGUUACCACCCGUUAAGCAGCAGGGAGGGCCAAAUGGAUCAUGUGCUGAGGAGACAUUCAGUAGGAAGAGGCAGUGUAUGACAGAAAGACCGAAAGGGAUGUAUGUUGACAGUGUCAAUGUUGUCAUCCCUGCUCAGUCCAGUGUGCCAGGACAGCAACAAAGACAGUAAGAUUGUCAUACCACAAGAGGCAAUGAGGAAAUCCCAGAGCAAGUACAAGGAAGAUACCUCUGAAGCACCUCACAAGCCACAAAGAACAUGCUCUGGCCACGAUAAGGAUGAUGCUCUCCCAACCGCUAUGAGUACAUCAGCCUCGCCACUAGGAACCGGCAUCACCCACCACCAGGAAGAUGUUGGCUUAAGGAGGACACCAGCCCAGCCCAUUAGGAAGC